Messenger RNA from Fraxinus pennsylvanica, 1155 nucleotides. Lineage: Eukaryota; Viridiplantae; Streptophyta; Magnoliopsida; Lamiales; Oleaceae. The record is from the annotation of a GenBank genome assembly.
AUGUCGUACUUUCCGAAGGGACACCACGACGCUGCCGAUGCGGUCGACGACUUCGACAAGUUUGACACCACCCCGUACGGUGGAGGAUAUGAAAUCGCAUUGACUUACGGCCGCCCACUUCCGCCGUCGGAGGAGACAUGCUAUCCCAACACCUCUGGUUCCAACGAGUUUGACUAUGAUCGUCCUCAGUACACCUCCUAUGCUAAACCAUCUGCCUAUGCAGAUGAGGCUCUGGAUAAUGAGUACAAGAGCUAUGUACGUCGUAAGCCCCAACCUGGGCCGCCUUUGUAUGGGGGAGCGCCACCGCCGGAGGGAUAUGGGUAUGACAGGCCCAAGCCUAAUUUUGGGUUUCAGCCUGGUGGAGGUGCACCUGGAAGGCCUGAAUAUGGUUCAUCUCAUGUGAUGCCCGGGUUUGAGUAUGGUCGAAAACCAGAGUACCAGGAACCAGGUUCUGAUUAUGGAUCUGGUUAUGGUAGGAAACCGCACUACGAGGAGCCAUCUUCUGAGUAUGGAUCCGGGGUUGGGCGGAAGUCACAAUACAAGGAACCCAGUUCUGAAUACGGAUCCGGUUAUGGGAGGAAACCACAGUUCGAGUCUGAAUACGAAUCCGGGUAUGGACGGAAUCCACAGUACAAGGAACCCACUUCUGAAUACGGAUCAGGAUAUGGGAGGAAACCCGAGUUUGAGAACCCCAUUGCUGAAUACGGAUCUGGGUAUGGACGAAAGAGUGAAUACGAGGAACCUUCUUCAGAGUACGGAUCCGGGUACGGCAGAAGACCCGGGCCGGAAUAUAGUGAACCUGCGGGUUAUGGGAGGAAGAGUGAGUACGAGAAGCCAAGUUCUGAAUAUGGGUCCGGCUACGUGCGGAAGAAUGAGUCUGAGUACGGAGCGGGUGGGUAUGGAAGGAAGACUAGCUAUGGAGAAGAGGAAGGUGGUGGGGGUUAUGGGUAUGGUGGGAGCUCCGAGAGGACUGAGUAUGGAGAGGAGAAGUAUGGGAAGUCUGAGGAUGAAUACAGGAAGCCCAGUUACGAGAGGCGUGAUGAUGAAGAGAAGGGCUAUGGCCGCAAGAAAUAUGGUGGUGAAAAAUCUGAUGAGGAUGAGGAGAAGCGCCGCCACCACCACCACCACCACCACCACAAGCACUACAAUGAUUAA